UAUCGGAGUUGAGCUAUUAUCGUAUUUAACAUGGCAUCAAGAACGUAUAAACGCCAGGAAUCGUUUGCCACGGCAGAAUCGGAUAGCGAUAGGGUUGAGGAAGGGAUUAAAGAGGAAGGAUUGGAGAUAAUAUAUGAGAUCUCGAAAAUACUCAAUACGGGACUAGACCGUGAAACGCUAGCUAUACUAGUAGGUCUAUGUGAAAAGGGUGUGGAUCCUACAGUACUGGCACAUCUUGUUAAAAACCUAAGGGAAGCCAAGAAAAAGUUUCUAUCGGAGAUCACGGCACCAAAACCAGGUAAAUGAUACCACCAUGAUGAUGGUACCAUAUAAUGCAUUAUCUGUGACUCAUAUAA
Babesia bovis T2Bo is the source of this 356-nucleotide messenger RNA. Its product is annotated as Mitotic-spindle organizing gamma-tubulin ring associated family protein. NCBI's taxonomy places the organism in Eukaryota, Apicomplexa, Aconoidasida, Piroplasmida, Babesiidae. Gene Ontology annotation, cellular component: centrosome; interphase microtubule organizing center; gamma-tubulin ring complex. The record is from RefSeq and is a predicted model, not a curated record. Bases 31 to 306 code for a protein of 91 amino acids. The transcript has a single exon. Gene Ontology annotation, biological process: gamma-tubulin complex localization; mitotic spindle assembly; microtubule nucleation by interphase microtubule organizing center.